Molecule: messenger RNA, 2476 nt
Organism: Amphibalanus amphitrite
Lineage: Eukaryota; Metazoa; Arthropoda; Thecostraca; Balanomorpha; Balanidae
Exons: 7
Coding region: 380-1327 (315 amino acids)
Source: RefSeq, a predicted model, not a curated record
UUUUCUUUGAUACAUUGACGAGUGACGUUGUGUUCUUGACCUAAAUUCUAAAGGUCGUUCUCUACGACCAGCAUAAAGUGACUGGCCCAUUGUUCGCUAGCAUUGUCAUACGUAAGAAGAAUGUGGUAAAGUACCUAAAUGGUAGUCUCUAAAUUAUAUCACUGUAAGUGCGAAGGAGUGUUCAAGUGCACAUUCUGAAAUAACGUUCGGCGGUUUGAAUGAAAAGUAUGAUUUUGAAUGAAUGAAAAGUAUAAUUUUGUAAGGAGGUCAUUCAAAAAACAAUUAAACGAUUAAAAUAAAUGCCUUACAUUCAGCAAGCACUUAACGAAUUAAAAAACGUUCGGCGGUGUUUCAGCGGCUGGUCCAGCCCACGAAGACAAUGACGAGAAAUAUGGAGCAGAGUACCCGGUCUGCUCUCCACAUUGCCUUCAGUGUCGUCGGACUUAUCAGCUUUUUGCUGGUCCUGUUCUUCAACGGGAGCACCAACAGCCCCGACCUCGGCAUAUUUAGCCAGCCGACGGGGAACGUCUCGGACAAGUUCAACACCUACAUCACGCCCUCCGGCUGGACGUUCAUCAUCUGGGCCAUCAUCUACACCUGGAUGGCGGUGGCCAUCAUAUACGCGCUGUCGCAGCUGUGCCGCAGCUCCGACUCCGGCCCGGUCUACCUGAGCCCUGUGACGGUGCCGCUCCAGUUUUGGGUGCUCUUCAUCACCAACCAGGCGCUCAACAUCUCCUGGCUGUUCGUCUGGGACCGGGAGCUAAUGACGGCCGCCGCCGUCUUCCUGUUCCUCAUCGUCAUCACCAACUGGCUGGCCAUGUACAUCCUGCACUCCCGGCUGAUCCAGGACGGCGUGCCCGUGGAGCUGCCCCGCCCGGAACUGAUCGCUCUCCGGGUCACCAUGCAUAACGGGCUGGCCGUCUACACGACCUGGACCACGAUUGCGGCGCUGCUCAACCUCGACAUCGCCAUCGUAUACGUCGCCGGGGCGUCGAACGAGGUGGCCAGUCUGGUAAUCGCCUGCGUGCUGGGCGCCCUCAUCAUCCUCUGGCUGGUGCUGGAGCUCACCGUGCUAGACAAAUACACCCGGUGGACCAUAUCGCCUGGAUUCACCCUGGUGUGGGCGCUGUCCGGUGUGUUCGACAACAACUACUGGCGCGCGCCGGGCGCCGUGCCGGCCGUGCUCGGCGCCGUGCUGGGCGUGGCCUGCCUCUGCCUGCUGGUCCGGCUCGUCGUGCUCGUCGUCUACGUCGCCUGCCCGCCGGCCGGCCGGCGGAGCGGCAGUGUCGACAUCGCCGGCCGGCUGAACGGCGGCUUCAGCCAGUAGCCGCCGGACGCGCAGCCAGCGACGGACCGGGGUGGGGAGGGGUUGGAGGGACGUAGUGGUCGGACCCGGCCGGGACAAAUCACAGGGAGGAGGGAAGGGGAACACACUGGAGACGGACCACUGCAUAGAGUGGACCGGAGGGAGUUGAGAAACACUGCCCGAGACGCGGGUCAGCGAGCGGGCUAUGCACAGGGGGCGUCAGCGCCGGGUGGUGUGUAGCGCGCCAGGUGGCGCCGUGCCGUGCGAGGCAAAGUGCAGAUGGCGCCGUGAGGUGUGAAUAAGAGAGGCCAGUACGAGUUGGCCCACCAUCCGAGAGGGCGGGCUGGCAUGAGAUGCACUGGCGAUGCUACACUUCAUUGGAAUUUUCCUCAGAAAUUAUGCGAACAUGUUAUUUGCAUAGCAACGUAUGCUUUGAACGUUAUUCUUUUUGUUUCCGAGGAUAAAACGUUACCAGAGUCCAAGCUUGGGCUAGAACCAUCAAAUACUUUCCCUGUGAUACUGCGGUUUCAGCUUGAAGCCAAGAGCCCAUGAUCGCCUCGAAAUACCCCGUUGAAUGUAUGACUGGGAUCCUAUAUUUAGGGGGUGGGGGGAGAGGAUGUCCCUGCUGCCGAGCACUGUCCCCUCCCGAGCCCGGCGCACCUGUCGUGCCCCCGCUAUUGGUAAGUCUAAGUGUGCUUUCAUUUCAAUGCUCGCGUCCGUGGUUCAUCCCUUGAAAUAAAUGUUGAGCGUUUACUUAUAUUGUGUGGGCUACUGCCUUUUGUAUGUAAACCUGCGGAGGCAUCGUGCCUCUAUGGAUCUGUAAGACUACUAGUAUGUAUAUAUCUUAUACGAAGAGCCACUCUUUGCCCGAACAGAGGCCUCUUGCACCAAAAUCCUCUUGCACCAAUGCUUGAAUUAUUUUGCAUCGUAUACCCAAUCCAAGACUCAAAUGUGACAAUUUGCGUGUAAAAUUUACCAAGCACCUGUAGGAUUAUAUAUUGGGCUAUUGCAAACAAAUUUACCACCGUUUGAUUAGCUUAUUCUGAAACCGGUUUUUCGAUUUUACCUAGCUACAGGUAGUUUGGUGCAAGAGGGCUCAGUUCUGCCACAGUUGCGAAUGUGUAUUGCCGAUGCUGCACAAAUCAAUACACGUCAUGCGGUUUGUCGAAA